AUGGCCGGAGGUAGCCGCGGGCAGCCGCUGACACCCGAGCAGUCCACGGCGCUGUUUGACAUCCUCACCCACUAUGAGACGUACAAGGAGAUAGAGGAUUUUAAGUACCCCGGAGCAAUCCACAAAUAUGGCCCGCCUUUCCAGGAUGAUCUGAACUCCUCCCAGUCGCCUAUCUUGCAGUCGCUGCUUGCCAAGUUCGUCCUCAAACUUCCGGGCCUCCGAGACGUCCCCGAGCACUUCUGGAGAGAUCGCGUCCAGAACCUGAUCGAGGAGCUUGCCCAAGCCGAGCUGAGCGAAAGCUAUGAUAAAGGUAUCCUGGGCAUCCGAAAGACCUUAGCCACUGCAAUAUCUGCUCUCGUAGAAUAUCCGGCUCGUGGCGCUCUUGGCGGUUUUCCCAAACACGAUGUGGACAAGUCCCGGAAAUACGACAUCUCGAAUCCCGACGAUGUAUUGCAAGCCUGGCGAGAUUGUAUCCAAGAGGCCGUCUAUGGCGACUUGAUUGACAAGCUAUUCGCGAAAGCUGCAGAAACGGACAACCUCAAAGAGCAUCCUCCUGUCGUCCAAGGAAUGCACGAGUUUAUGGUUGUAAAGUAGGCGCUCCCUGUCAGAUCUUCCUGGCUUCACUUCAUCCAUGGCAAUGCUGACGAGCACAGUAUCGCCUCAAUCAUGCACUACACAUUGGUUUUGUCGCCCGAAGGACCGACCCUUCUGCGAAUGAUCGACAGUGUGCAUAAGCUUCUCCCGUACAUGGUGAUUCGACAGACGCUCAAAGUCGGAAAUGUUGCGACCAUGCUUUCAGGUCUGAUGAGGGUCAUACUUGCGAAGGCCAGCGUUGCAAGCGUCACAAAUUGGAUAGGACUUAGCAGUGGCGCCGACGAAGGCAUGAAUCUGAUGCAGCAGUAUGCAAAUGCUCGCCCUGGUACCUAAAAGUGGUUACUGAUGAUACCCAGGAUUAUCUCGCAGGUGCUUUCGUGGGACAAGCGCGAGCUCAGAAAGCGCGCCGAGAAGAUUGAGAAAGACAAGAACGCGCCUCCCAAAGAAGUCAGAGAAGAGCUCAAGAACUGGAUUCAGAGAAGUCGCGCUGAGCAUGAUGAAUGUCGUAGACAGAGCCAAGAGCAAGGCAUGUCGAUUGUUGCGGUGAUCUUGUCGCUAUCCUCCGCAUCAGCAGAACUCUCCGAGUCGCAGCACGAAAAGGCUCUGGAAUAUCUUUCGCUACAUUUGGCGGUGCGAGACCGACAAGAAAUAGUGAAGGUGCUUUGUCAUAGAAAUCCGGACAUCUUGACUGCUGCUGUCCGAGAUGGCGUCGACGCUUACACUCCCAUGAUCAGACAUAUACAUCAGGCUGUCAACUUAAGCGACACGCUCUGGGACUUUGAGCGCUUCGUCACAGACACACUGAAGAUUGCAAAGCCGACUGGGCCAAAGGGAGAAGAGAAGCCGCCCACCGUUGAGGAUUUUGUGGACUUGCUACACCGGCAUCAGACGAGCUGCCACAAGUUCUUGCAUCAGUUCGCCAAGAACGGUCACGAGGUAACUACUUGGUGGAAAGAGUAUGUCCAUAUGGCUGCUGCACAGUUCCGAAGCAACGAGAAGCCGCCUCCCUCGGAAUCUGUUGUAUCAGAUAAGAUGUCUACCGGAGGCAUCAAGGAAGCUUUGGACGAUGCCUUCGCCAAGUUAUCAGAAGAGAACCAGAAGACAGUCCGGAACGAAGUCGAUGCACAUCGAAAGUACGUUCAAGACCUGCACGCCGCGUCAGCGGCUCGAAUCAGCGCAGUCAUCAAGCGAGACCAGGCGACACCGUUCGGACCAGGCGCAUACAUCGCUCGUUGGCAGCAGCUCAUGGAUGACACUUGCAUCACACCAGCCCAAGCUCAUGGCAAUGUCCGAUACGGGGCUAGCAAAAGCGUCAAAGAAGAUACGCGGAAGGAUAUUGAGACGGGUGAGGGCGCGGGAUUCGUCACCGAAAAAGACAUAGAAGACGCGCAGAAAUCAGCUGUCGGCAAGCUGCCGGUGGCUCCGAAGACCGAAGCUACCUUGCGUCUUCUCGCCUCUCAAUUCAGGGAGAAACUUGCUUCGGGCUAG
Molecule: messenger RNA, 2082 nt
Organism: Lecanosticta acicola
Lineage: Eukaryota; Fungi; Ascomycota; Dothideomycetes; Mycosphaerellales; Mycosphaerellaceae
Source: the annotation of a GenBank genome assembly